CUUCCCAGAUAAACACAGUGGAAGGAGGGAAGCUUUGACUGGGUUAGGCAGGCCUUAGUCUUAGAAAGGUUAUGAUUGGUGGGAGAGAGUAAAGGUGGGGUUACCAGGCAGAGUAGAAUCCAGCAGGAAAGCAGUGGCAUCCAUCUUACAGCUAGCAGUGAGGUGUAAGCAGCAUUAGCAGCAUCAGUGUCAUGGUGAGUCGGGAUAUCACAGCUAUGCUGGAAUCUUUGAGACAGCAGGCUCAGAGCCACGGUCCUUCAUGGUUACAGGACCAGCUGGAUAGGAUUAAUGGCCCCCCCAGGUGGCGAUAGUACCCCCCCCAGUAGGCCCCAAUGGAGGAGCAGGCCCCCAGCGCGCCUCAGCCCAGAACUUGGGGGAAAGAGAAGGCGGGCAGUCAGCCCGAGUCCGGGGGUUACUAGGGGUCCCAGGAGUAGCAGGACCAGCACUCCCGCAGUGCCUUGAGGAGGGAAUAAUGAGCAUGGGAGAUCCGGAGGAUGCUUGGCGCUGCAGCCGACAUCAGGGCAAAGAAGUGGGCGGAGCUUACGCGCGAGCCGCAGCUCAGCGCGGGGAGACAGGCAGAAUGGCGCGUCUUCCCCCCUGCACACGCCAGACACACAGGGGAGUAGAAAGGGUGCACGCGGAGGCGCAGCCAAGCAGAGAGGCACCAGAGACACUCCCACUGUACCUGUCAGCAGCAGUAAUACCCCUCCAAGCCUACACAGGCAGAGUAGGGGUACAGCAACUUCGUCUCACAGCCCAGGGGAGGCUGCUUACAACAGUCCAGCAGCUGCAGCUUGGAGUCGCGGGACUGUAACAGCCCAGGACAGGGCUUCUGAAAGGGAGCAGGGCAGUUCUUCAGAUGGAGAAGGGCAGCACAGGAGAGGCACAGCCCCUACCAGGGCUUCCAGACCAGAGGCAGGACCAGACAGCCCGGGGGGGAUACCCCCCCUGCGCAAUCAGAACAGGGACCGGUCUUACAGCCCCCAUGGCUCGGAGUCAGAUGGAUCUCAGGACCGGACCACUCGCCGCAGCUGGCGUCACUCACGACCUACCACUAAUGCGGACCAAGGCGAGGUCAGAAGCGGUGGUGUAUCAGGGGAGGCCGAACGCACGGCGGUGCCAGGAAAUUCAGGACUCCGCAAGUCGUUAUGGGUGGUUCAUCCAGAUCGGUGAUUUGGAUUGUGGGUGACUCAUACAUUGCCCGGGCACAUCAGCGGUUGCAAAUAUAUCCACCAGGAACACUUUUAAGCUUCCUUCCAACUCAAGUAGUGAUUCAAUGGUUUGGAGUUGGGGGCAUGCGAUGGGAGCAGGUAUUGCUAAAGUUUGCAGCACAAAUGAGAAUUGCUAUGCCACCAGACAUACUGGUGGUGCACUGUGGGGGUAAUGACCUGGGCAGGGUAUCCCAAAGGGAACUUAUACGGGUCAUGCGGUGUGAUUUAGAGAGGAUCAUGCAGUUAGCGCCCAAUGUAAAGAUAGUUUUUUCAGAAAUGGUGAGUAGGAUCCACUGGAGGUUUGUCAACACAUGGGAAGCUAUUGAGAGGAGUCGCAAGGUGAUUAAUAAACAGUCGGCCGGUAUCGUUAGGAAGAUGGGCGGCUUUAAUGUACGACACAAGUACGUGGUAACGGGGGACCCGGGGUAUUACUUGAAGGAUGGGGUGCACUUAAGCCAGGUGGGUUUGGACAUUUUUGUGCUGGGGUUGCAGGAUGGAAUUGAAAGGGUGCUGGGCGAGUGUGUGGGUGGAGCCCGGCCAGCUUAAGGGGUCAAGCGGCCCGAGCCGUGGCGGGGGAAUGCUUGCCAGUGUGGGUAAUGGGGCUGUAGUCCCCUAUUUGUGGCGUGUGUUGGUGCCUCUCCGGGUAAGGGCCCCGGGAGGUAAAGUCGAGUGAGGCCAUCUGCUACUACUUGCCCAUCCAGGGCAGCGCCCGGGUGGCCGGCAUGGCAGUGGCCCGGUCACUCUAUGGAGUAACCAGUUAGGCAAGCAUUCCCGUGGGAAUUACUGUUAUGUUACAGUUAUGUGUGAUUAAUACAUACAUAUAUAUUAAAGUUUAAUAAAAGCUGCGGCCUAUGAAUUCCAUCCUGAGCCUCAAGUGUCUUUAUUGGGAUCUUUAUGAUAAAGGGGGGUGUGGGAGUGGUCAAAUGGGAUACAGGUAAGACGGCGGCCUUAACGCUGCCCGGGUCAUACCUAAAUCUGUGAAGGUGCCACAUCUUCUUUUAUGUAUAUACUUGUUACCUGCAACUGUAUAAAUUAACAUAAUUAUACAUACAUGGAACUGCAACUCUCCCAUACCACUAUCUUUUCUAGGGUCGUCCCAUAAAUCCAGCAGAAAUUGUUAGGUUUUAUAAUCAUUUUUGUUCACAUCCUCAUACCUAUAUGAUCCAUUUGUGUCACCCUUUAGAAUUGUGGUAAUAAUUUAUGUGCAAAUAAGUGUGUAACCUUAAUUCAUUCAAAAGCCAGGGGAACAAGCAACAUAACCCUUUUAAAUUAAUAUUUAAAACGCACAUAACAAAUUAAUAAAGAUCAAUUGAUAAUUUAAAGUGUCCAUUUCCAAAUGUGUUGCACCCCCUAAGUAUGUCAACAACCUUGGCAUAUUUCAUGUGAGGGGUCCAAAA
Xenopus laevis (African clawed frog) is the source of this 2608-nucleotide messenger RNA. RefSeq lists its product as uncharacterized. The transcript is spliced from 2 exons. NCBI's taxonomy places the organism in Eukaryota, Metazoa, Chordata, Amphibia, Anura, Pipidae. The coding region runs from base 1149 to 1757 and encodes 202 amino acids. The record is from RefSeq and is a predicted model, not a curated record.